AUGCCGGGAAAAACGAGGAAACCCUCUAUCGAAGAAAAGCUGAAACAGAAUAUUGAAUUUUUAGAUGCACUACUGGCGGAUCUCCAAGCUACAAGUCCCACAGUUUCCGCAUCGCCGACGGAAUCCAGAGGCAGACAAGCAUCGAAUGGACGAGAAUCGCCCGACAACCCGCCACCUUUGCCUCCUCCUCCCUCGUUCGAAGCUCUCGAUCCUCAUGGAUCGAAUCCCAAGGACGAUAUACUGUUCCCUCCACCUGUUCCUUCAUCGAGUUUGGGUCAAAAUCUUUCCGAGUUGGACAGUUUAUUGGAAAAUUUGAGCAACCCAAUACAUUAUCCUUCUGAUCCUACAGGUAAGUCCAAACGAAGUUUGAAAUUUACUAAAUUUACAGAGCCCCAAGUUUGAAAUUAAAUAAUUUUUCAUUUUAUCCUUUUUUGAUUAUUAUUAGUAAGAUAUUUCAAGGUCAAAUAAUCCCCUCUUGGUCGUGUGAUUGCCUUGCCUUUGAUUUAAAAUGUACGUUACUUGUGGUUGAUUUCUGGUCAGUUUUGAGUAAUCGAAAAAGCCCUUUCGUUUAUUUUUCCAUUCUCAAAACAAUACAGAGCUAAAUAGAAGAGCGAGAUCACAGUGUGUUCACAAAACCAGUAAAUUUUGCAUUUGAAAUUUAUAAGAGCAAAAGCAAUGAAUGAAUGUUUGCUCAGUUUAUCCAAGUGUAAAUAUUUUCCAUGGUCUUGAUCAUUGUAGCACGACCUAGGGUAAAGGACUUUGCAAUUUUUCGACAAACUACAUGUAAAUAAUGGUAAUUGAAAGAAAGGACAUUGGCAGCUGUUGUCCUGUGUCAGUAGGCUCUCUUUCUUACUUUCUUUUUCUUUCUCCCUUUGCACCUUGCAGCUGGCCUAUGUUAAUUCAAUAAUCACCAUUAUUAUUAUUAUAAUAUUUAAUUGAAGAUAUUUCUAACCAUUGGAUGUAAAAUUACAAUCUGGCCUGUCAUAUCUUGAAGUAAAUAAGGAACAGAAAAUAUAUUUGCAAUUUUCUUGUGUAGAAACUUGGUUCUAAGGAAGAAUUAUUAACAUGGUUUUAAUUAUCAUCAAAAGAGGCAAAAUAGGGAAUUAAGGUAAUCUUGUAAUUGUAUAGUUUGCUAAAAUGUUAUCAAAGGUUAAUAACUAGGUUUUAACCUGCUGCAGUUUAUUGGGUAUUUUAUAAAUUUACAGUUUAAAAUGUAAAAAUCUGCCUGAUGCAAAACAAAAAGCUACCCCCUGAUGGGAACAUGAAAUAGUAAUCUCAAUGUUGUGAGUUGUUCAGUGAACAUUUCUUUAAGAAUUCUCUUCUAGAGUCUUUAAAUUUCUUCCAUUUCUGGCAUUGUUUAGAUUCAUAUCAAUUGGAAUUGCUUAAACUAAAAUAACAGAAGCACAAUGUAGAAUGGCUAUAAAUGUAUGUUAAUCUGUACAGAAUUUGAUUGUUUCAAUUCUUUUGUUUGGUAGUGCUUGUGGUUUCCAAAGUCCUGUUAGAUAAUAAAUAUUUUUAUUGCAUGUGUUUUUAAGUGGAGUGCACGUGCCAAAAGAAAACAGAUGAGAUGCUUGUUUAUUUACAGGAAGAAGUUUUAAGUAUGAAAAUAAUCUCAAAUUAUACAAUUUUGGUACAUUCCAUUGACUUGUCUUCUAAAAUGAGAACUAAAGUCAAGUUGUUCGUAUGUUUUUUUAAACUUGGUUAAAAUUGAAUAAAUUAUUUAAAACCCUCAUGAUUUACAUCUGCAUUCAUGUGUAUUAUCUGCUGUGCAAAACCUACUUUUCAUCUUGAUAUUGCUAAAUUUGUUACCAUCUUUGCAAUUUAGUUUUUGUGUAUUUUAGUAUGACAAUGAAGAAAAUUGCAACAAGUUUGGUGUUGCAUUUUUUAAAAAUAUUUUGAAACAAAACAAGAAAUUUAAAACUGAAAGACACCAUGUAUCUCAUAUUUUGCUUUAUGGCACAAUCAUCGCAAUUCUUUGUCAUUGCUCUUAUUUGAAAAACAGAGUUAACCCUUAAGCUCAGAAGUGAUUAACAUGAAACCUCUCUCUAUAAUAUUCUUACAUUACCCAGCAAACAGGUUGCGAGAAUACUCAAACUCAUCAGGUAGAAGUUGCUAUCUUGAUCUAACACCAAAUUCAUAUAACUAAUUUACAAGGAAAUGUGAAGCAGCUAGAGGGGAGAAUUAACAUCAAGAUCUUGGGAGUUAAAGGGUUAAGCCUAUAGAAAUUAAUUAAGCCUAAAUUUGCAGUGAAAGUUGCCAAUUUGGUGACCUGUGUUUGGUAGUGAUACAGCUAGCUGUCAGGUUUUUAUUAUUUACUUUUCUGAGUUGAAAUGAAAUACACAUUUGUAUGCAAUGUAGUUUGUGUUUAAUUCUCGAGGCUGGUGUUACAUUUGGGCCAUUUUGGUCUGUUGUUUUGAUCUCUCUUCUUUCUUUAUUUACAAGGCAGACAAGGAUAAGAGUUGUUUUAAUUGUCAUUUUCUAUGAUAUGAUAUUGUAAUGACUCUGAAGUGCAUGCAAUAAUUAUUUCUUUUUCAUUGUCUCUUUAGCCAAGCGAAUAAGUGCUGGAUCACCAAGAGGAAGUCCAACGUCACCAUCACCAAAGCCAGCCAUUAAUGGUCGACCAGCAAGCUACAAGGGUCCUAUGAUGUCCCCCACCCAUGAUAACAGGCCAGGUAGUGCAGUGUAUUGUAGCUGUACAUGUAUUGACAUUAAAUUUUUGCAUGUAGAAAAGAACAACUAAAUUUACGUUCUUGUUGUAAUGCAAAAAUCUAUGGAAAAACUGUGUUGAAUGAAGAAAUUCCUGUCAACAAAUACGAGAAAAAGAUCAAUCAUAUGUCAAAGUUGGUAGAAAUGAUAUUCAUAAUAUUAAAAGUGCUAAAAUUGUGGGUAAGACUUUGAAAUAUUUUCCAUUGAAAUGUUAAUAGUGAAUUUACGUUUGAUGAACAGUGGAUGAAGAAGACUUCUCAAGACUCAACUUUGGAUUUCUUUUGAUUUCUUACAAAAAACUUUUUUCCAAAAUUCAAGCUGCUAAAUUCAGAUUGCAGCUUAUUUGUGGGUUUUUACAGUAAAUGGUUUCUUUUAUGCUGUUUUUAUAUUUCACAGAUACCUCAUGGAAUUGGUACUAUGCUCAGAUAACACAGUGCAAAGUUUAGAAAACUAAAAGCCAAAAGACUAGAAAAUGAAACAAUAGUGGAAUAAUAAAUCCCUUAUUAAAUGUACAUGUGUGAUACGAGUGGACAUUUUGCUUAUUGUUUCUAUUUUCCCUGCCUCUACAGGGCCCAGAAAUUUACUUUGCAACUUGCAAAAUAUCCACGCAUUUUAUACAUGUUAGUUAAACCACCAAUUGAGGUUUACUGUUUAUACUUGGUGUGUAACAAAUGGACUGCAAAAGGAAUUGAAGAAUUUCUCCCACAGGCUGCUUUUAGGGUUUUGCACUGUUAAACAAUUUUCAUAUUUUGAUUAUUCAGUUGAUGGACAUUACAGAGAAAGAAAUGGACCUGAAAGUCCCAUGGCCCAAGUUAAUACAUCUCAUGUUUUCAACCCGGCUCCUCUGCGCAACCAAGUCCAGCAAACCAGGGACUUAGAUAACAGACAGUCACGAACAGCAUCAACAGCCACCAAAGAGCUGGAUGACUUGAUGGCAUCAUUGUCAGACUUUAAAGUCAAUGUUAGUACAGCUCCCACUCCAUCGCAGUCCAGGCUCAGUGGGGAUUAUGCAAAGCCAACUAAAUCAAAACAGCAACUUCCUUGUAUGUGGUGAAUGUUUACAUGUAUCACUUUUCACCUAUUUGUUGAGAUGCUCUUGUUAAUGACUGCAAAAACACGUUUAUGUUUUUAAACUUUUUGAUGAUUGCUGAAGUGGUUUUCCUAUGUCAGUAGUAAAAUCCAAGACCACUGCAAGUUUUCAGAAUCUCUUAUAAGGGCUUUUGCUUGUAGUUGGCCAAAACUGUCUGCUAGCUUUUAUAUCCCAUAAAUUACCAGUGCAAUUUUUGUUCAUGGUUGUAGUCUCAAGAAACCCAUCUGUGACCAAGAGUGACCAAAUAGAAUUUCACCUUAAAAUAUCAAUACCAUAUCAAGCAGAGAAGUGACGAGAAUAAAGAAAUAUAUAAUUUAGGGGAUUAUUAGUUGACCCAAUGGCAAAUUCUCCAAACAAAAAUCAUGAAAAUUGUAUUGCAGACAGCAAGGAAAAUUACCUAUUAGAUCUUGGGAGUGAAAAGGCUAAAGAACCCAUCAGUGAAUCACGAGUGACAAUGAAGUUUGAAGUUUCAAUGAAGAUUAUGUUCAUCACCGAUCAGGGAUGUCAAUAAUUUUGAGUCUUCUUUAGGCAACAAAGUCUAAUUAGACAGGAAAUAUUGAAAUGUCAAUUUUCUAACAUUUAUCAAGGGUGUAAACCAGUCUUAACCCUUUGACCUUUAAGAGUGACUAGCAUCUAAUUUCUCCCUACAAUAUCACCCUUGAAUCACACAUUAAGGUCAUGAGAAUAAUGGAAAUGAUCAACAGGUACAGGAGCUCUUGAUUGUUAAGUGACAAAUUCUCCCUAUCAGCACCUCAGGAAAUGUAUAGAGAAUAGUAUGGAGAAUAUGCAUACUGAUGUUAGGGUGUGAAUUAGCAAAUAGAUUCCAAGUUGCGGUACAUCUGCUCAGUAAUAGAUCACAGAUGACAUCAAAAUGUGGCACAUGAGGCACAGCCAAGUAUGUCACUGAUGUUCUUACCACAUUUUGACGUCCUUUGUGAUCUAUUUCUGAACAGACGCAUGGCAACUUGGAAUCUAUUUGUUUUAUAUGAUAAAGAAUUAAAAUAUUGGGGAAAAAAGUUUUAACGAUGAUGUCAUUUAUAGGUCUGUCCUCCAAUAGAUCAUAAGUGAGAACCAAUCAGAAUGCGUGCAUAACUGAACUAUAUAAAGGUUGAUAUACAUCUGGUCUAGUUCUGAUAUCAAUUUUUCUUGUCAUUUUCAGCUGUUGGUAAAGUCAGCCAGCUGGACUCCAUGCUGGGUUCUCUUCAGUCAGAUAUGACCAGACAGGGUGUGAGUACAACAAAGAAAGGAAUGUGUGCAGCUUGCAACAAACCAAUCAUAGGUCAGGUUUGCACUGCAUUGGGUCGCACAUGGCAUCCUGAACAUUUUACUUGUGUUACCUGUGAGGUGGCGUUAGGUGCUACAAAUUUCUUUGAGCGAGAUGGAAAGCCUUUCUGUGAGAGAGACUAUCAUGAGCAAUUUGCACCAAAAUGCGCUUACUGUAAUGGACCCAUUCUAGAUGUAAGUUGUGACUUUGUUCUACAUUUGAUUUAUUUAUUACUGAAAGAGUUAUGUUAGCACUGUUACAACCUUGACCCCCCUAGAAGUGACUACUAUUGUAGUAUGUAACUUUACCUUGCUGUAAUUUCCAACACACAUUAUCCAUUGAGAUGGCUACGAUUUAAAGGAAAAAUUGAUCGCGGGAGAUUAUAUUCAUAUCUACACACUCAUCAAACCAAUCUGUAUCAUUUGGUGUAAUGCUUAACCCUUUCAACUCUUAACCCUUUAACUCCCAAGAUCUCAUCAGUAAUUCUCCUUACUGUCUGCCAUACAGUUCUUAUGAUGUUAGGUUAGAGAAUUUGGUAUUGAAUCAACUUUCAAUUCCCUAACUGAUAUUUUUCUUUAUUCUCAUUACUUGGCUGCUUGAUAUUGUAUUGAUAUUGUAAGGAGAAAUUCUGUCUUGGUCACUUUUGGGAGUUUAAGGGUUAAGAGUAACCAACAUCUAAUUUCUCCUUACUGUAAUUUUGCUGAAUUAUUCAUUAAGAUCAUUAGAAUAGAGGAAAUGAUUGCCCACCUAAGAAGCUUUGAUUGUUAAACAAAUUCUCCUUGUCAGUACCAAAGGAAAUGUCUGGAGAACAGUAUGGAGAUUAUGAGUACUGAUGUCAAGGUUUUAAGGGUUUAAGUCUUAACCCUUUAAUUGCCAAGAUCUGAUUGUUAAUUCUCCUCUCUAGCUGCUACACAUUUCCUUGUAAAUUAGUUACGUGAAUUUGGUAUUAGAUCAAGACAACAGCUUCUAACUGACAAGUUUGAGUAUUCUCAUGUCCUGUUUGCUGGAUGAUGUUUAGAGUUUUAGUUACGUGAAUUUGGUAUUAGAUCAAGACAACAGCUUCUAACUGACAAGUUUGAGUAAUCUCAUGUCCUGUUUGCUGGAUGAUGUUUAGAUAUUACAGGGAGAAGUUACAUGUCAAUCACUUUUAGGAGUAAAAGGGUUAAGAGUGAUUCGCAUGUAAUUUCUCCUCACACCAUCACCCCUGAAUCAAAUGUAAAGGUCAUGUGAAGAAAUGAAAUAAACACCUACCCAAGAUGCUCAUGUUUAGAGAACUGUAUUGUGUAAAGUGUUAGAACUCAUUUUCUCUCAUUGUUUUCCCAGUAGAGUUUCUAAUAGAUUUUCAAAUUGACUGCUUUGUUUUCAGUCAUGUGUCACAGCCCUAGACCAGACGUGGCAUCCAGAACAUUUUGUGUGUGCGGCUUGUGGACGGCCAUUUGGUGAAAGUGGCUUUCAUGAGAGAGAUGGGAAGCCUUAUUGUCGUGAUGAUUACUUUGCAUUGUUUGCGCCUCGAUGUGGAGGGUGUGGCCAGCCCAUAGCUGAUAGCUACAUUUCUGCUUUGAGUGCCCACUGGCACUCAGAAUGUUUUGUGUGUUCGGUAAGUUCUUUGCUGGUCUUUUCUACUGUUAUUGUUAUUCUCAAAAAAACAACACUGUAUGGAAAUUCUGCUACCCUCCCCUCCUUUGGAUAGGAUGGCUGAGUGUCUCGAGUCAUCCUUAUUAGUAUACCAGGUUCAGCCUGUUUCUGCAGCAUAAUACCACCAAUCCUCCCCUCCCUCUCCCUUUCCUUCCCCUUCCAUUAUUGUACCAAUAUUGUACCACUAUUUUGCCACCAUUUACUCCCUGAAAACUAGGAAUAACCUCUGCCAACCAGAGCACUCUAUGGUAGAGAUCAUAGUUGGGAGAAGCAUGCAGAAAGUUUGGAAAAUUUGAAGUAGACAUUUGUUCAAAGGCUGCAAGCAUAUAGCUUGGAACAUAUUUAUAAGCAAUUAGAUCCACCCACACUGCCCCAGCGGUGUGAUUGUUGUGUACAGGUAUACUUAGGGGAAUGGGUUAGUUUUUAUGUUGUGUUGGAUCACCCAUCUAAUCUAAAAGACUUUUAAGUACUAAACAUUCUUUCACAAAGUGCCAGCAUAAAAAAAUUCCUCCCUAAACCUAUUUUCAUUUAAAAUCCCUCUAGUUGGUGGUUAUUUUUAUCACCAAUUAUGCACCAAGAAGCCAUCUUCUCUAACAGACUCCUGUAUACACCCCCUCAAUAAUCCCACCUCAAUGCAAACUUCAGUAUUGCUCUUCUGUAGAAACCCUCAAGGGGGCUUAUUUAACCUUUGACACACAAGAGUGACUAGCAUCUAAUUUCUCCUUACAAUAUCACCCCUGAAUCACACACUUAAGUCACAAAAAUAAAGGGAAUGAUCCCAAACUAGAGAAGCUCUUGAUUGCAAAACGAAUUCUCCUUGUCAACACCUUGUGAAAUGCAUAGAAGAUUGUAUGGUGUCUUGGUAUUCUCAUCAUCUCUUUGUCUGCUGCUCUGUCUUGGUUGCAAAGGUAAAUCAACAUUUUAUGACUUUUCUUUUCCUCUCAGGAAUGCCAUCAAGCUUUUCCAGGUGGAAGUUUCUUUGAGCAUGAAGGCCGACCUUAUUGUGAGAUGCACUAUCAUGCCCGCAGAGGCACGCUGUGCUUCAGUUGUCAAAAGCCAAUCACAGGCCGAUGCAUCACUGCCAUGCACCGUAAAUUUCACCCUGAGCACUUUGUGUGUGCAUUUUGCCUCAAGCAGCUCAACAAAGGUACUUUUAAGGAACAGAAUGACAAGCCAUAUUGUCAUCCAUGCUUUGUCAAACUUUUUGGGUAGAUAGUAAAAUAGGAAUGACUCUGUUACAUGUGAGUGGCUGACAGUCAAUAUGUUCAAGUGCAAGUCCGGUAAACUGGGAUGUGUGCCUGAAAUUAGAGAUUAGAUGUAAGCAUCUAUGAUGAAAUAUUGUGAGAUGCCAAAGUUUACAUUAUUGACCCUGAAACUCCUAGAAGUGAUUAACAUGUAACUUCUUCCUAUAAUGUCCAUACAUUAUACAGCAAAUAAGUGAUAAGAAUAUUUAAAUUUAGUUGGUAGAAGUUGUUAUCUUGAUCUAGCACCACAAUUUUUUUAACUAGUUAACAAAGAGAUGUGAAUUAGUUUGUAGGGAGAAUUAGUAAUUAGAUUUUUGGAGUUAAAGUGUUAAAUGCUACAUGUUACAAUUAACAAAGUUUUCAUGUAAGCAUGUUUUAAAAGAAAUGGAAGGCCAUGUAGAACUUAUCAAACUUUAAGAUAACUUGCUGGCCUAUUUUAAUUUAUUCUAUAUGGAAAGUUUACCAGGAAGCCUUUGCAUGAUGUAAUUAACCCUGUGUUUGUUUGGCUUGCCUGAAAACACAUUGACAGUUGGCCAUUACAGAGUUGUCUAUCUCAUCAGAGAAGCAGUCAUCUCUUUCAAGUUUUGUUUCUUGUAUGUGGUUUGCAUUGCUGAAGAGACUGGCUGCUUUGACACGCUGCACUAGUAAUUUGUGAGAUACUAAGUGAAUUGAAAUUUAGAAUUAUUAUUAUAUUUUUUAAUUAACCCUUUCUCUCUCUGAACCUCAUUAGUAAUUCUCCUUACUAUCUGCCAUUCAAUUCUCAUGAUGUUCAGUCUGAGAAUUUGGUGCUGGAUCAACUGAUAAUUGUCUUGUUGAUAUUUUUCUUUAUUCUCAUCACUUGUCUGCUUGAUAUUGUAAGGGGAAAUUCUGUCUUGGUCAUUAAUAAAAGUUACAGGGGUAACCUUUUCUCUCCCUGGAGUGACCAAAAAUGAAUUUCCUCCUGCAAUAUUACAUUUUCAAUCAGGAAGGUGAUUAGAGGAAAGUAAAAUAUCAACUUAAGGAUGUUAAUUGAUUAAAUACCAUUUUCUCCUCGCUAUAAUUUUAAGAAAUGCAUGGCAGACCGUGUGGAGAAUUUAUAUUUAAAUCUCUGGAGUGCAAGGGUUGAAAUGUCUAACUACAUAAGCAUGUUAUAUUUGUUGCAAACUAAUUGCUUUGUAUAGGAGGUGAUGGCACGGAAAUUUUUUGUAAACCAUUUCAGAGAACUUUUUUUGUAAAAUGCUGUUAUUUUGAGAUAAAUUUAGAAACAUUAUUUAAUCUUUCGCUUUUUGGGGAAGAGCAUAAUGUUAUUUCAAAUGGAAUUGUUACAAUUAUUUUUGAGCCACAAAAAGUUAACUUGAAAAGCACUAUUUGUUCCUUUGAGCAUUUCAUACUUCCAAGAGCCAUUAGGCCGGUCAUUUAAACUAAGUUUAGCCGUUGUUUUACAAAGCCUCGUUCCAAGCCAUCUCCAAUUUGACCAAACCUUUAAUACGAAAAUUUAUUUUUAUGAAAAGUGUCAAGAGGGCCGGCCGAAAGCUCUAAGUUUAAAUCAACCUAGUUAGAAAGAAUCCCGGAGGCCCGAUGCUUGCGUGAAACCGCGGUUUGGAUAAGACGUAGAGAUACGAUACUACGGCCCCUGGUGUCAAAGCCUGAAUUUUUUCCUAGCUUCUUUUCUGUUGCAUAAACUGCAAGUCACUUUUGAGGAUUAUCUCUUCUCUUGACUUCAUCCACAGCUCAAUUGAAAUUUAUCUCGUAUAAAAUUGUGUAUGGUGAAAUUCUGGUUAUUUACCUAACAAAUUAAAGUUAUUUCUUGUGUGGACAAUGUUUCUCCUAAAUGUAAUUAAUUUAUGAAUCAAGUAAGAAUUUAAAAUGUUUAUAAAUAUAUUUUGAAUUGUUCCGACAUAACUAUUUUCUGGAACAUUAUUGCACCAAUGAUUGUUAAUUAUUGUCAAAAGGUAUUGUGGCUAGAAAUCGAAUUCUAAAGAAGAAAAAUUUAAUGUAAAGCCGUCGGAGUAUUUUAGAUGCUGUUCUUUGCUGAGUUUUUCAAAGUAUCAUUUGGUCUUAGCGUCGUAUAAUUGCCGUGGAAAAGUGUAGAUUUAGCAUGCAGGUAUCCUAGGAGAAGUGCUGUUAGGGUAUUGCACGACGCGGCACUUAACUGCGCGAAUGACCAAACUUCAAACAUUUCUUUUUACCUUGCGGUAAUGAGGGUCCCUUUUUUAACGCAAACAGCGAGGUGAAGGUGUGAUAUCAGUUGAGUCUCGGAGAACCGAUUUUAAACCUCGUCACUGGAUUAAUCAAAAUAAGAGGAAAUGCUUAGUCUCUCACGUAUCAUGCUCUCUGGUGCUUCUACUGUUGUCAUGAAAUAUCUAGAACGGUUCCCGUGACAGUCACGCAUUUCAAAUGAUCACGCAAUCCUGAGAAACUGCAGCAUGACACUGCACUGUCGAAAUUCAUAUUCGUCAUAUAAACGUUUACUUCAUUUAGAAAUAGUUAGAGCGUAUCACAAGCACAAGUGAAAUGCUUUAUGUUUAAUAAAGAGAUGUAUUUAGCGUG
Molecule: messenger RNA, 10468 nt
Organism: Pocillopora meandrina
Lineage: Eukaryota; Metazoa; Cnidaria; Anthozoa; Scleractinia; Pocilloporidae
Source: the annotation of a GenBank genome assembly